AUGUCUAAAAGAACAAUAUCACAGGCAGAAUUAGAAGAAUCGGGAGUAUUCGAAUCAGAUUCAGGUGAAUCAGAAUAUGAAUCUACAAGUCAUAAUAAUAGCGAAUUUAAAGAUGUUGAGAACCAAGUCGUACGGUAUAUCAUGAGCAGAGAAUUAAAAAGUCAGGUUAUCAGAAGAGAACAUAUAACACAGUUAUAUUCGAACCGUCGAAUAAAUUAUGAUGAAUUGAUGAAGAGGGUGAAACAAACUUUAAAGGAGGUGUACGGACUUACAUUAGUAGUUAUGCCACCAAAAGAAGGCGAGAAGAAGAAUAAAUCAAGCCAGAGUAGUGGGAGACAGCCAUUGAUAUUGACGAAUUGCUUAAGUCCAGAGGGUCGCAGUGUGCUUCAUGAUAUAUGGCUUGAAGGCAGCGAUGUUGCAGUACCCAACAACAGAAAUACUGGUGAUGAUCAAUACUUUUUACCCAGGUACAAUAAGACGUCUAGUUUGGGAUCUAAUACUGAUAUGGUUAAAACAGGCGUGACAUUAUUAAUUAUGACUCUCCUUAUAAUAUCAGAGAAUCACAUGUCAGAACACGAAUUAGUGAAGGGUCUAAGGCGAUUUGGGCUAUCCGACCAUCCUAAUACCAAGAAUUCUAGUUUGAAUGCCAGUUUGCCUGAACUCAUCAAUGAGCUUGUCAAACGAGAAUACUUAGAAAAAGAGAUACAGAAGGAUUCUAAUAACGUAGAAAAUGUCGAUUACAAAUUAGGAAGACGGUCUCUAGUCGAGUUCACACCUCUUUCGGUGUUUGCAUAUGUCAAAACCGUUUACGGAGAUAGCUUCGACCUCGACACCGAAAAAAAAGCAUUGUCAACUAUAGAAAAAGCAUAUGGUAUCUCAUUGGAUGUGGCGCCAGUUCUGAUACCUGAAGCUACUCCUACUCAAGACCUGACUGAUAAUGACCCGAAUCCUGUAAAUGAACAAGAUAUUAGAGAUUCUUCGUAG
Debaryomyces fabryi is the source of this 984-nucleotide messenger RNA. Its product is annotated as Smc5-Smc6 complex subunit. The transcript has a single exon. The record is from RefSeq and is a predicted model, not a curated record. Lineage: Eukaryota; Fungi; Ascomycota; Pichiomycetes; Serinales; Debaryomycetaceae. Gene Ontology annotation, cellular component: nucleus. The coding region runs from base 1 to 984 and encodes 327 amino acids. Gene Ontology annotation, biological process: DNA repair.